Molecule: messenger RNA, 1819 nt
Organism: Megalobrama amblycephala (Wuchang bream)
Lineage: Eukaryota; Metazoa; Chordata; Actinopteri; Cypriniformes; Xenocyprididae
Product: nuclear factor 7, brain-like
Exons: 6
Coding region: 162-1520 (452 amino acids)
Molecular function (GO): zinc ion binding; protein binding
Source: RefSeq, a predicted model, not a curated record
GAUCAAAGAAGAAUGAAGAGAAACACUUUCAAGAAAUAUUUAUGGGAAGUUUGUUUCUGAUCAGAUAACAGAUCUUUGUGAUUCUUGUCGUUGUUUAUUUUUGAAACCUUUAUUCAGAAAGUGACAUUACACUUGUGAUUGCUGGAGCUCAAACAGUGAAAAUGGAUUCACCAGUUGAAUAUGAUUAUAUUUGUCCCGUGUGUCGUGAUAUUUUCAGGGAUCCUGUUAUUUUAUCAUGUAGUCACAGUUUCUGUAAAGAGUGUCUUCAACAGUUCUGGAGAAUCAAGGAAACUCAGGAGUGUCCUGUCUGCAGGAGAAGAUCCUCAAGAUAUGAUCCUCCAUGUAAUCUUGUGUUAAAAAACUUGUGUGAGUCGUUCCUGAAGGAGAGAAAUGAGAAGUGUUCAUCAGGAUCUGAGGAGAUCUGCAGUUUACACAGUGAGAAACUCAAACUCUUCUGUCUGGAGGACAAACAGCCUGUGUGUUUAGUGUGCAGAGAUUCACAACAACAUGAAAAUCACACAUUCAGACCCAUCGGUGAAGUGGUUUCAUCAUAUAAGGAGGAGCUCAAUACAGCACUGAAGUCCUUACAAGAGAAACUGAAACACAAUGAAAACAUUAAAGGAGAGUUUGAGAAAACAGUUCAACACAUCAAGUCUCAAGCUGAGCACACAGAGCGUCAGAUUAAACAGAAGUUUGAGAAGCUUCAUCAUUUUCUCAGAGAUGAAGAAGAAGCUACAAUCACUGCACUGAGGGAGGAAGAGGAGCAGAAGAAGCAGAUGAUGAAGGAGAAGCUGGAGGAGAUGAACAGACACAUCACAGCUCUUUCACACACAAUCAAAGACAUGGAGGAGAUGAUGAAAGACAAUGACGUCUGCUUUCUGAAGAAGUUUCCAGUCUCAAUGGAAAGAGUCCAGAUCUCACAGCCGGAUCCACAGAUGCCUUCUGGAGCUUUGAUUCAUGUGUCACGUUACUUGGGCAACCUGCAGUUCAGAGUCUGGAAGAAGAUGCAGGACAUCGUCCACAACACUCCUGUGAUUCUGGAUCCAAACACAGCUCAUCCACGUCUCAUCCUGUCUGAUGAGCUGACCAGUGUGAGAUGGAGAGAGAACAAACAUUUGCUUCCUGAUAAUCCAGAGAGAUUUGACGAUUAUUACUGUGUUCUGGGUUCAGAGGGUUUUAACUCAGGAACACACUGCUGGGAUGUGGAGGUUAAAGAAAGUCAAUGCUGGAGUCUUGGAGUAACUACAGCAUCAAACCAGAGGAAGCGACAAGUUUUCUAUACUGAUGUCUGGAGUGUGCAAUAUGAUCAAUAUGGACUGUAUGAACGGCCUGGUUUUCAAGUUAAACAGAAGCUUGAUCGUGUGAGAGUUGAUCUGGACUAUGACAGAGGAACGGUGUCAUUCUCUGAUCCUGUAACUAACACACAUCUACACACAUUCACAACAACCUUCACUGACACACUCUUUGCUUUCUUUGAUAGUUUUUCUCCUCUGAGGAUCUUACCACUCAAUAGUCAGUAAACGUUAACUUACACCUGUAGGUCUGAAUCGAGCAGCUUUCAUCUUUUACAUUCAUCAAUUAGUUUUUCUAUAGCACUUUUACUACAGUUAGACCAAUUAGAGACAGUUUUAGGAUUCUUGUUCAGAUCAGGCCAAUUAUUCUUUCUUUGUUGGAAAGUGUGUCUCCUCCUCUCUGAUGCCAUCUUUUUACUCCUGAUUAGAUUGGAAACCUCUCCAGCACUCUUGAAUAAUUUAGGUGAAAGAGAGUCCGUCUUUUUAACACUACGAACCUUGAUGGAAUGAAUCAAUACUGAAUUUAU